AUGGAUGAUUCUGUGAAAAUAGGGGCGUGUUUCCUGUUGCUCGCUGAAGGGCUCGCGGCCGGGGUUCGCGGCCGGGGCUCGCGGCCGGGGUUCGCGGCCGGGGUUCGCGGCCGGGGUUCGCAGCCGGGGUUCGCGGCCGGGGUUCGCGGCCGGGGCUCUCGGCCGGGCGGCCGCGGUCGCGGGCCCCUCGCGGCCGGGGGCUCGCGGCCCGCUCGCGGCCCGCUCGCGGCCGGGGCUCGCGGUCGCGGUCAGGGCUCGCGGCCAGGGCUCGCGGCCAGGGCUUGCGGCGGCCGGGGCUCGCGGCCGGGGCUCGCGGCCGGGGCUCGCGGCCGGGGCUCGCGGCCGGGGCUCGCGGCCGGGGCUCGCGGCCGGGGCUCGCGGCCGGGGCUCGCGGCCGGGGCUCGCGGCCGGGGCUCGCGGCCGGGGCUCGCGGCCGGGGCUCGCGGCCGGGGCUCGCGGCCGGGGCUCGCGGCCGGGACUCGGGGCUCGCGGCCGGGGGCUCGCGGCCGGGGCUCGCGGCCGGGGCUCGCGGCCGGGGCUCGCGGCCGGGGCUCGCGGCCGGGGGCUCGCGGCCGGGGGCUCGCGGCCGGGGGCUCACGGCCGGGGGCUCACGGCCGGGGGCUCGCGGUCGGGGCUCGCGGUCGGGGCUCGCGGUUGGGGCUCGCGGUCGGGGCUCGCGGUCGGGGCUCGGGGCUCGCACGUGGUCGGAGCUCGCUCGCGGCCGGGGCUCGCGGCUGGGGCUCAGUCGGGGCUCGCGGUCGGGGGUCGGGGCUCGCUCCCGGCCGGGGCUCGCUCGCUGGGGCUCGCUUUGCCGGGGCUCGCUCGCGGUCGGGGCUCGCGGGCGGGGCUCGGGGUGUGUCCCGCGGUCGGUCGCCCCGCGGUCGGGGCUCGCGGUCGGGGCUCGCGGUCGGGGCUUCUGGUUGGGGCUCGCGGUCGCCCCGCGGUCGGUCGCCCCGCGGUCGGGGCUCGCGGUCGGGGCUCGCGGUCGGGGCUUGUGGUUGGGGCUCGCGGUCGGGGCUCGCGGUCGCGGUCAGGGCUCACGGUCAGGGCUCGCGGUCGGGGCUCGCGGUUGGGGCUCGGGGCUCGCGGCUGGGGCUCGCGGCUGGGGCUCGCGGCUGGGGCUCGCGGCUGGGGCUCGCGGCUGGGGCUCGCGAUCUGGGCUCGCGAUCGGGGCUCGCGAUCGGGGCUCGCGAUCGGGGCUCGCGAUCGGGGGCUCGCGGCCGGGGCUCGCGGUAGCUGCAUUAUAUAUGUGUUUUCUAAACUUAUAUUCAUGGUACAUGGGCAGAUUUGUAAUUUUCCUAUGAUUAAUUUCUAGAGAAUUCAUAUAGUUCUUAAUAUGUGGAUUAACCCCGAUAAAAAUUCUAUUUUCUGGAGAAACGGAAACAUUUAA
Eruca vesicaria subsp. sativa (arugula) is the source of this 1390-nucleotide messenger RNA. The record is from the annotation of a GenBank genome assembly. Lineage: Eukaryota; Viridiplantae; Streptophyta; Magnoliopsida; Brassicales; Brassicaceae.